UUAACCUCCUAUAUUUGAAAGCUACUGUAGGCUUAGGAGGAAAAUACGCUAGGAGGCUCACUAAGAGAAGAAAGAGAAAGAUAGUCAAAAGGAUUGAGUCUCUAAACAAGAUAAAGAACACUGUUCAUGUUGCUUACUCCAGGAAUUAAUUUUAAACAAACUACAAUCUUUAAACAAGGCAUUCAUUUGUUUUACGAUUGCAAUUUAGAGAAUUUAAAGAAAACUUUGAUAUAUAAUUAAAUCCUUUAAACACACUGGGUGAGCAAUGUGAGUUGCUGACGCAAUAUUAAAAGCAACUCUAGUAAACAAGUGUCAACAAUGAAUAAACACUGUGGAAGGAUGGGAUCUGGAUGGGGUACCAGCUGAAUGUAUGAUAAUAUCCUCCAUUUUACACUCUUCUUUUGAGAGGUUAGAAACAUCUGGAAGAAUGGAAGUUGGGUGGGUGAGGAGAUUCUUGUGUUUGAUCAUAGUUCUCCAAGUACAGACAUUGUCCUUCACUGAAACCCAUGGUCCUGCCUCAGACAUCUGUGCAACUCAUAUCAUCUUGCCAGGUCCUAAAGGUGAGCAAGGUGAAAUAGGUGACCCUGGUGAACCCGGGAAAACAGGAAAACUGGGUCCACCUGGACCAAAAGGAUUGAUUGGUGAACCUGGUCAGAAUGGAGAAGUUGGACGAAGGGGUAAAAUAGGUCCGGUUGGUUUAAAAGGUGAUAAAGGAAAUAAAGGUUACCCAGGACCUCCUGGAUUGAAAGGUGAAUCAGGUAUUGUCUCUGAUUUCUAA
Rhincodon typus (whale shark) is the source of this 778-nucleotide messenger RNA. RefSeq names its product collectin-10-like. NCBI's taxonomy places the organism in Eukaryota, Metazoa, Chordata, Chondrichthyes, Orectolobiformes, Rhincodontidae. The record is from RefSeq and is a predicted model, not a curated record. The transcript is spliced from 5 exons. Bases 371 to 778 code for a protein of 135 amino acids.